Molecule: messenger RNA, 1783 nt
Organism: Fusarium verticillioides 7600
Lineage: Eukaryota; Fungi; Ascomycota; Sordariomycetes; Hypocreales; Nectriaceae
Exons: 4
Coding region: 104-1684 (526 amino acids)
Biological process (GO): regulation of DNA-templated transcription
Molecular function (GO): zinc ion binding; DNA-binding transcription factor activity, RNA polymerase II-specific
Source: RefSeq, a predicted model, not a curated record
GACCUCCUUUAUGUUUCUGUCUUUUAGUACUACAUCAUUGUUAUGCCCACAACACCACAUCUCAGAAUAACUAAAGCCAUUAAAGCCUCAUUCUACUACACACAUGGACUGCCAACAGAGACCAUCCUUCAAGGGAGCAAAAUAUCCGACCAAACAUCGUCGGCACUACCCUCGGUCCAGAUCCGGUUGUCUUGUCUGUCGCUCAAAGCACAAAAAGUGUGACGAGACAAAGCCUUACUGCCGAUAUUGUAUUCGAACUGCUCAGACUUGUAUCUGGCCUGAUGAAGAUGAACCCGGCAAGGCACAAUUACAAAAUUGCUCUGAUAAUAGCUCGGAUACCAAUUCCAACACUGAUACUGGAUCGGCAAUCACGAUGCCCGGUCUGUUCAUGCCAGCCUCGCAAGUGCAGAUACUGAAAAGAUUUUUCUUUGACUGGUCGACUCACGCGAACAUCCCAUCUGGACACACUUUGUCAUGGUAUAGCCGCCUUCCUCAGAUAUACGCCAACUCCAGCGUGGACAGCUUACUGCACAAGUCGAUCAAUGCAUUGGCCAAUGCUAGCUACGGGCAGAGAUUCAACUCCUAUCAAGCACUAAAGGAUGCAACUAAGCUAUAUGGAGAGUCAAUACAUAUGCUGAGAGAUAAAAUGCAUGACAUUGUUGAUUCCUCUCACUACUGCGAAGUUAUGAACGCGAUUAUGGUCCUUGGCAUAUAUGAGGGCUUGGUAGAUGAGUCCAUCGCGCUCGAAGGCUCUUGGGUGUCCCAUAUUAGCGGAGGCUGUACCUUGUUAGAAUUACGGGGUCAAGGCAAUAUCAUAGACUCUCCGGCAGAGUAUGAGGUAUCUAUAUUUAUCCUUAUGCAAAUGAUUCAUAUUGGUCUUGUGACCGGCCAAGGACUUUCGAUACCAUGGGCAUCCGUGAAGGACCUAUGUUUACCGAGGCUGCCUUACUUCUACGCCCAUACACAGCUGAUUUACCAAUCUGCAUGUCUUUGCAUGGAAUGGAGAACCGCUUUGUUGACUUACAAAAAGGAUCAAGAUGUCACACAACUAUCGGCUAUUAUUUCUCAGGCCCUGGCUCUAGAUAAACAGCUUGAGGACUGGGCAAAGAGCGUGCCUUCUUCUGCGAAAUAUGCGGUGGAACUUAUGUUGACCGAUACCCAACUUGAGUGGUUGAAACCUUUACUCAAUACGCGGUGGAGGCCUCUUAAUUUGCAUUCAUACUCAUCUCUCUCGAACCAGAUCCUUUGGAGAUUCUACUGGAUGGUUCGGGCUAUCCUCAGCCAGGCCCUUUUGUUCACCAACAGCCUAUUCGAGCAAAGAAAAGUAACGCCGAGCCCGAUACUCUGCCCGACAGAAACAGAAUCUAAGCUUAUUUCAUUCACUGAUAGCUUAUGUGAAUCUUGUCUCUCGACUUUCAUAAGUAUCGUCAAGCAAGAUCCUCAGUAUUACAGCGCUGAAGCUAUCCCAAAUGUGUUAGGUUACAUCACUCUACAGGUUUUACCCACUAUUGGCCUAUGUCUCGAGCAAGUUGAUAUCAUUGGUAUCGAUUUGUCGACGAGAAGAGAAUGGGUUGCUAGGAUGAGGCAUUUUCUUCGGGUUAACCUUGGCAUUGCAAAAGGUGCAACAGCAAUACCGCCAUCUCUCAACAGUAAUAUCCCAAUCCAGAUUUGGGGUUUCUCAUAGCAGCCUACCUCUGUUUUCAAACAUGCCUAUCGAGUAUAGUUAAGAAAAGAAAUAAACAUACAGUCUAAGGCCUUAUAGAGCUAAAAAAAAAUAUCAAGC